AUGAUUUCCCGGGCAUUGAGAGCGCAAUUAGCCCUCGGGGCUAUGUCGACACGGCUCGCCGGCGUGCGAUUCAACAGCAGUGCGGGCCCAUCGACACUCUCAAAAGACACAAAAGACGUGACAGCAACCUACAGAGACGUGAUGGGUCUGCACUCGCAGCCGGUGAUGAUUCUGACGACUAACUGCAACUCCGAGGGCCACGAGCCCCGUGGUCUUACACUUUCAUCUGUCACUUCGCUCUCACUCAAACCCGAGCCGCUACUGUGCUUCAAUCUGCAGGUGCCUUCACGAACUUCACAGGUGCUCCAUGACCGAGAGGUGUUUGCUUUGAACAUGUUGCCUGGUACCAAGGACUCUGUGCGUGCGUGUCGGUUUUUCUCGGGCGCCUACGGCAACAACGUGAACCCGUUUGCGGCCGAGCUUGACAUUUUCACCAAGUCUGAGGACUUCCACAACUUGCCCGUCAUUCUCGACUCCAUGGCGAUCCUCUACUGCCAAAAGCACCAGGUGAUGCGUGUACACGACCACGAGAUAUGGGUGGCCAAGGUGGUGGGUGUGGACAACAGAUCGCUUGUGCAUGGGGCUGAUGAGGCCAUGUUGUACCAGAAGAGGCAUUUCAAGCAAGUUGGAAAGGAGAUCAACGAGCCGACUAAAGAGGAGGUCGCAGAUGAUGUCAGAAGAGGCACUUGUACAUAG
This is a messenger RNA of Yarrowia lipolytica CLIB122, 696 nucleotides long. RefSeq lists its product as uncharacterized. The record is from RefSeq and is a predicted model, not a curated record. Gene Ontology annotation, molecular function: riboflavin reductase (NADPH) activity; FMN binding. Lineage: Eukaryota; Fungi; Ascomycota; Dipodascomycetes; Dipodascales.